Messenger RNA from Trichomonas vaginalis G3, 2070 nucleotides. RefSeq lists its product as uncharacterized. NCBI's taxonomy places the organism in Eukaryota, Parabasalia, Trichomonadida, Trichomonadidae. Bases 1 to 2070 code for a protein of 689 amino acids. The transcript has a single exon. The record is from RefSeq and is a predicted model, not a curated record.
AUGUUUAUUCCUGAGCGUAAGCGACAAGCUCUCGCUCGAGGACAACAGCAAAUGCAGACUAGACAAGGACAAAUGUAUCCUUAUAAUCCACAAAAUAUAAAUUUUAACAAUAAAGUUCAAAAUCAAGGAGACCUUCAGAAUUAUUCCCAAUUUGCAGUAGAAUACCAACAGAGAGGAACUGAAUCUUUUAAUAGGGCAUAUCCUUCAGCCUAUUCUCAAGCAUCAUCAACCUUAAACAGGAAUCCACUUCCAAAUUUUCAGAAUUUUGGAUUAUCUCCUAUUAAUAUCAACUUAGCAGGUUACCAACCAGAUCCAAUGCCAUCUCUUCCAAGGCAAUUGCCUAAUUCCAAUGAUAGAGAUAUUUCAUCUCUUAAUUCACGAUUUUCCAUUGUUCAAAACUUAUUUAAUGAGCAGCAAACUAAUAUAAAGCUACAGUCUGAGGCAGCAGAUAGAAUAUCAUCUAAAAUAUUACCUUUUACAGAAUCUGAGAUUUCAAAACUUGACAAUCUUUUAGAAAAUUCAAUUACUUCCAAAAUUCCGAGUUCUUUGCAACCUAUUCAAGAAAGAACAACAAGAAACCGAGAAAAUUUAUCAAAAAUCCAAACAAAUUUGUCUACUAUGCUAUCUAAUAUCGAGGACACACUUACAGAAAAGAAAGAAGAUUUAAAUAAAUUUAAAAGCAUCAAUCAAACUCUAGCUGAUUCUUCAAAAACAGAACUUCGUAUUAUUAAAGAUGAAACUAAGCAACUUUCUCAUGUAAUAUCUAUAUUAAUGCAAGAAAUAUCUACUCAUGAGCAAAAUGGAGCUGAAUAUAUCGAAAAAAUUUCCAAAAAUAACGAUGAUUUUGAAAAUCUUGAUCAUACAGUUACAAACUCUUUUGUUUCUACGCAAAAAUCACUUACACAUUCCAUUCAAGAUUACUAUGACCAAAUUUCAGCUCAGGUCCGAAAAGUUGCUGAUUCUCGCGUUCACUCAAUUCAUAUUUUACACAAUGAUGCGGAAACUAUCAACAAAAGGAGUUCUGAAUCUCUCCGUCUUUUGAAACAAAUUGUCUCUGCGAUGUCUGUGUCCUUUAGUGAAGAGCUUUCUCAUGUUUUCAGCACUCUUUCUUCAUCUAUCUCGGACACGCAAAGCAGUGAUCAAAAAAUGCUUGACAACUUAGAUUCACGGCUUGAUAUUGUGAUUGAUGAUUCUGGGAGAACAGCUGCUGUGAUGACGAGUGAGAUAAUAGCAACUGUCUCAAAUGUUCGAGGAAAUUUCAGUCAAACAAGAAACGCAAUUGAAACAAUUCUGCAAAAAGAGGCAGAUUCUGUCAAGAAAUUCCAAGAACUUGUCAUUGCAAAAGGAGAGACAUUUAAACAAAAAUCUAAGUCUUCACUACAGAACUCCAUGGCAAAACAUGAAGUGAAUGUUGACAAUGCACAAAGGACAGCAGAAUCACAGAUCAGUGCUUUAUCCAAAACAGUGGAUAAAGAGCUCAACAUUUGCCUGGAACAGGCGUCUAACAUAAAAAGGCUUGAAGAUGAAAUAUCUGCAAUUGAAGAAUCUAUAGAAACUGCAAGAUCUCAAGUAAUUGGUGCCUUAUCCAAUCUAUCGAAAUCUGUUGAAUCGUGCUAUUCUUCAAUUACUGAAGUAAAAACUAAUAUUGGUGUAAGAGUCGCUGAAAUUGAGCACGAACUUGACGUUCUCGAAGAUUCCGGAUGGAAGGAGGAACUUUGUCCUAAAGAAAUUCUAUAUCAAAACGAGCAAAGGAUUUCCAAACAGUUCGAUGAUAGAAUCUCUUUGUUUGAGGAAAAUAUAGUUAAUGUACUUAAGAAUAUUGCUGAAAUUGGCGGUUCUGAGCCUAAAAAGAUGAUGGAUAAGAUACUUCCUGCUUCGAAGGAGUUAAAGGAAUUGGCUGAAAACUCUUUUGUGAAAUUAAAUGCAUCACAAACUAUAAAAUUUCCUUUGGAAAUUCCUUCAGAACCUCCAAAGCUUGAAUUUGCAGAUGAUAGCAAAAACAAGCAAGGUGAAAUAACUAUAGAUCGUGAACAAGAAAUUAUUGAUGAAAAUAGUUACCAAGCACUAUGA